GUUAAGGACAGCGAGUGUGUGAGACACUGUUAAAGCAAACAAUGGAGAAGUUGAAAUUGCUGAUUCCUGAGGAUCUUCUGCAAACGGUGAGAAGCAGCAGCGUCGAUGAUCUUCUCUCCUCUUCUUCUUCUCUUCUCCGUUUGUUUCUCGGUCUUCCCCAAUUUCACCAAGCGGUGAGUGAUUUAGGGGAUCCUGAUUUGGGUUGCUGUAGGAAGAACGAGGAGACAUCUCUGGACUUGAAACGCCGGGGAAAUCUCUGCUUCCGCAGCCGUCAUUUCAACGAUGCUUUGCGCUUCUAUUCCAAGGCUUUGCGUGUCGCUCCUCCUCACGCCAUUGAUGGAGACAAGAGCUUGCUUGCUUCUCUGUUUCUGAAUAGAGCCAAUGCCCUUCAUAAUUUGGGGUUGCUUGAAGAGAGCCUGCGGGAUUGUCAUCGUGCACUCCGGAUUGAUCCUUAUUAUGCAAAGGCGUGGUACAGGAGAGGCAAACUUAAUACUGUUCUUGGAAAUUAUAAAGAUGCAUCUCGUGACAUCACAGUUUCUAUGUCUCUUGAGUCAUCAUCGGUGGGGAAGAAGCAGCUACAGAACGAGCUUAAGGCUAUUCCAGAUUACCAGAAUAAGCAAACAUCGGAACACAGUGAACAUCAUCCAAACAGUUAUGCUGGUGUGGAUCAUCUACCGAGCCUUCAAAGUGAAGUAAAGCUGCGUUGUGUAUCGACAAAAGAGAAAGGAAGGGGUAUGAUGUCGGAAUGUGAUAUUGAACAAGCUUCUGUGAUACAUGUCGAAGAACCAAUUAGUGUGGUCAUAUCAAAAAGUUAUCGGGAAACGCAUUGCCACUUUUGCCUGAAUGAGUUGCCUGCUGAUUCUGUUCCAUGUCCAUCAUGCUCACUACCUGUGUACUGCUCAGAGUCCUGCCAAAUUCAAUCAGGUGGAGCGCUGUCCACAAAAGUGAUGGACAAGCAUCACGUUUAUCAGAAUCUACCUGAUGAUGUUGUGGAGCAUAUCGAAGGCGUUACAUCAGCUGAUAUAUAUUACUCAGAAGAAACUGAGUGCAUUCAAGAACACCAGCAUGAAUGUCGUGGAGCCAAUUGGCCUGCUGUACUGCCAUCUGAAGCUGUUUUAGCUGGUCGAGUUAUAAUGAAGUUAAUAAAUCAAGGGGAAACAGCUAUGGAUCUUUCCAACCUUCAGGAGAUAUUAGAGCUUACUCAUAGCUACUCUGAGAUGAGUCCAGAGAUCAAGUUGGAGUUGCAUCUACUUUCCAUAGUAUUGAUUUGGUGCCUUAAUAAAUCUUGUUGCCCUGAUCUUUCCGUCUGUGAGGCUUCUGUGACACAGACUAUCAUACUGCUGUCACAAAUCAAGGUGAACUCUAUAGCAGUUGUCCGUAUGAAAUCUAGCGGCGACUCUUUAAAGGGCAUCGCAUCUGGAAACGUCUCAGAAAAAGAGUCGAUUCAGAGUUUAGAGCAGCUCAGAGUUGGUCAGGCUCUUUAUAAAACUGCUAGUUUGUUCAAUCAUUCCUGCAAGCCAAACAUCCAUUUAUAUUUCCUUUCACGUGGACUUAUUAUGCGAACAACAGAGUUUGUUCCCAUGGGUUGUCCCCUUGAGCUGUCAUAUGGUCCUGAGGUCGGAAAUUGGGACUGCAAAGACCGCGUUAGAUUUCUUAAAGAGGAUUACUUUUUCCAUUGUCGGUGCCGUGGCUGCUCUCAAAUUAACAUAUCUGAUCUUGUUAUCAAUGGGUAUUGCUGUGUCAGUGCAAAUUGUACUGGUGUAGUUUUGGAUAGUAAUGUGGCCACAUGCGAGUCCGAGAAACUAAAACAUUUUUUGGCUGCUCCAAAAAGCCUAAAUCAUCAUUUUCAGGUGAGUGAAAAGGUGUAUGCUGAUGUCGGUGAAGUGGCUUCAAGUUUGCUUAAUAAACCUAGAGGUUCCCUUGAAAUAGAACCUGAGAUAUGUUUGAUAUGUGGUUCCCGCCGUAACGUGGAAGAUUCGUAUGCCGAGGUGAACAAAGCUUGGAAUGACCUAAGAAGGGUGGGAGAGUUGAUGAAUUCAGGACGUGGCAAUGUCUUCGUAUUAUCAGAUUGUUUAAGAUCCAUCGCCGUGCUUAGAACAUCCCUUCACAUGUAUAACAAAGACAUUGCUAAUGCGGAGGAUAAGGUUGCUCAGGCGUGCUAUCUAGCUGGAGAUCUGAAGGGUGCAAGGAAGCAUUGUGAAGCGUCCAUUAAGAUUUUGAAGAAGCUGUAUGAGGAAGAACACGUGGUGAUUGGAAAUGAAAUGGUAAAGCUUGCUACGAUUCAGCUUGCAUCGGCUGAUUCCAGUGGAGCUCGGGACACUACAAAGACAUUGUCUCAGAUUUUCUCGAAAUUUUACGGUUCACAUGCUGAGAGACUCUUCUCUUAUCUUUAACUCACAAGCAUAUCAAUAAUAGACUUGGUUAGGUUAAAGGUCUGUGUUGUAAUAACUUGGUGAGGUUAAAUAUUUAUUGGUUGUAGUGUGACGCUAGGCUUUAUAAUAGACUCUUUAGACUUUAAAAUAUAAGCCAAAAACUUCAUAUCAUAAUAAAAAAAAAUUAAUUCAAAGUUAA
Thlaspi arvense is the source of this 2571-nucleotide messenger RNA. The record is from the annotation of a GenBank genome assembly. NCBI's taxonomy places the organism in Eukaryota, Viridiplantae, Streptophyta, Magnoliopsida, Brassicales, Brassicaceae.